AUGGGCAGCAGACCCAAGCACAACAACAUCGACGCACUCUCCACAGCCAUCCAGAUCUGCUGGCUCACUUCGCCUUUUGUUGCAACGAACCUUCGCCUGCACCUUCCCAACGUCGUCGAACAGUCUGCUGUCGUUGCCACCUCCCAGCUGUCAUCAAGCCAACAUCCCCCGUUCAGCCGCGAUCCGCCGCUGCGGAACCUGCGAGACACACUCUCUAACCCAUUCCGCGUCCAUCGCUUUCCGUACGAUUUGGUUCGCUACACUCAGCAACGUGUAAUGGCUGCCAGCGAAGCUGCCGUCUCCGCCGCGCUCGGUGGCAGGGCCGACCGACGCUCUCCACUCCCGGCUUCGCAGUCGAAGCGAGAUCGCAAGCGUCAGGUGGUCAUGGAACGGCUCGCGUCCCUGACGGACAAGUUUCAGGACGACAAAGAUUCCGUCUACCGCGACCAGCUACAGAAGAUCCAGUUCGAAGUCGGCCAGCUGCAACGGUUCGACCCCUACGCCCCCGACGCGCUCGACGUCGCCGCCGAGCUCGAAAGGGAACACAGGCAGACGGCGGUGGCCCCCGUUCAUGCCGAGGGCGCCCGAAGCCUCAUGGACAUGGCUGGCGUGCAGCUGCCCCAGUUCAUGUCCGACAUUCAGGAUCUGUGGGAGAGGCGCGAUUUCGCGCUGACAAACUCCAAGAACGAGCACGACCGCAAGCUUCAAGAGUACAAGAGCACCUUUACCUUCAAGGCAGCGACGGCGAGACGAGAGCACGCGGCGCUCAACAGCACGAUGCGUGAUCGGCUCAUCAAUCAGCUGGUCAAUAAGAAGAAUCGUCUGGUCAAGGAGAAGGAGGCAUUCGACAUCAGCGAGACAAAUGCCUUGCUCCUCAACCCUGCCCAGUUCAGCCUCGCCAACCCGGGCAGCCCGGGCGGGCAUCCCGGGAAGCGGACGACGCGGAACCGCAAGGAGGCCGACGACUUCUCCGAUGGAAGGAAGAGGAAGAGGAACUUUGGCGACGACGAUGGCUCGCCCGCGCCGUCGAGGCGAGCGCUCGACGGAACGAGCACCACGCCCCUUUGGCAGUCGGAGAAGGCUCGGGUCGAGGUGAGGAAGAAGGGAGCGGUCUACAGCAUCGGCAGCCUUUUUACGGAGAAGGAGCUGUCGAUGCACUACAACUCGGCGGCCAUAGCGGCCCACAGGACCAUGGUACGGCACCGCGUGAACGGCAGCUGCUCGUCCCCGGACGACAGCGACUCGGCCAACGGGGACAGCAACGGCCAGGUCGACGGCGAGUCCCAGCCAUCGGCCACGCUGGCGGAGCAGCAGCAGCCGCCGCAUGCGACGCGCAGCACGCGCGGGACGGCGAACCAGAACUUCCUCGACGACAAAAUCAUGGGCAUGGAGGGCGUGGCCAACUUUGAGCUCCCCCACAACCUCGAUCUCUUGCACGCGCAGGCGGACCCCAAGAUCCCCGUCGGCUUGCCCGGGCAUUACCUCAAAGCGUCGGCCAAGGUGACGGCGGAGCAGUCGGCGCUUCCUGCGACGAGCGACAGCGACCUCAAGUCGGACCUGCAGAUCAUCGCCGCGCUCAAGAACUACGACUACAGCCGGAAGCCGGGCAGCCACCUCGACAACCCGAGGGGUCUCCGGAAGACGUUUGAGACCGUCUCGGUUCCGUAUCGUGCCGGAAAGUAUCUCGGGAUCGCGGCCCUGCGACGCGACGAGGAGGAAGCAGUCGCUUUCGGCGAGACGCUCGAAGCGAGCGGGCCAUAUUCCGGCCUGCGCGAUGGUCUCCAGGCGCCGCCGAUGAGCCGGCAGAGCAGCUUUGGCGGCGGCGGCGGCGGCGUUGCCAUGAGCCGACAGGGCACGACUAGCAGCGGUCGCGGCCGAGGGCGCAAGACAUGA
Messenger RNA from Drechmeria coniospora, 1893 nucleotides. RefSeq names its product deacetylase complex subunit Sds3. The record is from RefSeq and is a predicted model, not a curated record. Bases 1 to 1893 code for a protein of 630 amino acids. The transcript is spliced from 3 exons. Gene Ontology annotation, cellular component: Sin3-type complex. Gene Ontology annotation, molecular function: histone deacetylase binding. Gene Ontology annotation, biological process: negative regulation of transcription by RNA polymerase II. Lineage: Eukaryota; Fungi; Ascomycota; Sordariomycetes; Hypocreales; Ophiocordycipitaceae.